Molecule: messenger RNA, 2446 nt
Organism: Nicotiana attenuata
Lineage: Eukaryota; Viridiplantae; Streptophyta; Magnoliopsida; Solanales; Solanaceae
Product: interactor of constitutive active ROPs 2, chloroplastic-like
Exons: 3
Coding region: 276-2069 (597 amino acids)
Source: RefSeq, a predicted model, not a curated record
UUUUUCUCCCUUUUUUUCCUUGAGCUUUGAAAGCAUUGAUUGUUGAUUUUAUUUAGUAUAGGAAGAUCGAUUUAUCGAUUAAAAGAGUGAAUAAAAUAAAGUACAUAUUUAUAAUACCUCAUGCUAGUGAGCCCGGUGCACAAAGCAUCGGUCGUUUAGGUCCCGGGGAAAGGCCGCACCGCACCCCAAGGGAGUGUAAUGUGAAGUUAGUUACAGAUACGCCUGCAGCAGUGUCUGCAUACAGGCUUGACGAAGUUACCAAGUACCUAGCAGUAAUGAAUAUUUCUGUAGAGGUGCCACAAAGGAAAUCUCCUGCACCAAAAACAGCGCGAAAGCUCAAAACUCCAGGGUCGGAUGCUGAUUCAUUGUCAGCUCCAAAUCCAGCUAUCAGUACACCGAAAGAUAGGGGUGUCAAAGUUGUUGGCCGCCGUUCUCCACGAAAUCCAGUGGUGGAGAAAAAGCAUCCAACCAAAGUUACUGACUUGGAAACCGAGCUUGCUCAACUCCAAGAUGAGUUGAAGAAAGUAAAGGAUCAACUCACUUCAUCCGAUUCAUUAAAAAGGAGGGCUCAAAUAGAGGCAGAGGAAGCUAAGAAGCAGCUCACUGCAAUGUCAGAGAAGCUCGAGGAGUCUGAGAAACAACUAGUUGAGCUCUCAGAUUCUGAGGAUGCUCGAAUCCUGGAACUACGCAAGAUCUCACAAGAUCGAGAUCGAGCAUGGCAAUCUGAACUCGAGGCUGUCCAGAAGCAGCACGAAUAUGACUCUGCUGCUCUUGCUUCUGCCAUGAAUGAAAUCCAGAAGCUUAAAAGCCAACUGGACAGAUUGGCUGAUUCUGAAGCCAAUCAAGCGCGCCAUGCUGAAUCAGCUUAUGCUGAGAUUCAAAGCUUAAGGGUAGAACUUAUGGAAACCCUUACAUUGGUCGAGAAAUUGAGAAACCAGAUAAACGAUAGCAAAGAAUCUGAGGCUUGUGCGCUUGAAGAAAUGAGUAAAGCUCAGAUGCAGCUAGAAGUAGCAAAGAUGACCGAGGAUACUCUACGUUUGGAAGGUCUAAAAGCAAUGGAGGCUUGCAAAUCCUUGUCGUUGGAGUUAGAACAGUCAAAUAAUCAAGUAGCUAAAUUGGAGGAACUUGUCAGUGAGCUCCAAACCGCUCAAGGUACCGUAGAUGGAGUUAAUGAGGAAGCCGAGGAACUCAAAACUGAGGUCAGUAAUCUAAAACUUGAAGUAAGCCAACUGAGAACUGCAUUGGAGGUUUCGGAAAGAAGAUAUCAGGAAGAAUAUACCCAAAGCACUUUGCAGAUUAGAAGUGCUUAUGAGUUAGUUGAACGAUCAAAGUCUGAAUCAGCUCAGAGAGAGGCUGAAUGGGAGGCGAAGUUAAAGGUUGCAAAAGCGGAGUUGGAAGAGUUAAAGGAGAAACUGAUGAACAAAGAAGCUAAGCUACAAAACAUUUCGAACGAAAAUAAGGAGCUAAAUAUGCAAGUUGAGAAAAUACAGUCUGCUGAUAGAGAAUCUGAAUUAGUAGCUGUACUGAAGGAAUCAGAGUCAACUUUGGGAGAUUUGCGGGCGAGUUUAUUGGACAAAGAGACAGAGUUGCAGAAUAUUAAGGAGGAAAAUGAGAUGCUGAAGUCAGAAAUCAAGAAGAGGGAAACUGAGGGUAGAAAAGUGAAUGAUGAAACUCUUGCUGUGGCAGAAGCCGCGAAAGGUGUAGAAAGAGAGACUCUGAUGAAGUUAGGACAUUUGACAGAUGAAGCAGAUGAAAGUAGCCGAAAGGCAGCACGUGUUACCGAGCAGUUGGAUGCAGCACAGAAUGCUAACUCCGAGAUGGAAGCCGAGUUGAGGAGGUUAAAAGUGCAAGCUGAUCAGUGGAGGAAAGCUGCUGAGGCAGCUGCAGCUAUGCUUUCAACCGGCAACAACGGCAAAUAUGUAGAGAGAACAGGUUCUUUAGAUUACCACACUAUUAGUGGGAAGCUAGAUUCUCCAUUAUCUGAAGAUACGGAUGAUGAAUCGCCAAAGAAGAAGAAUGGCAACAUGUUGAAAAAGAUUGGUGUUUUAUUGAAAAAAGGCCAGAAAUAGAAGCAUAAAUGCAGCCUCUUGCAGAAAUGCAGGGUAAGACUGCAUACAAUUGAUCCUUGUGGUCCGAGCCUUCCCCGGACCCCGCGCAUAGCGGGAGCUUAGUGUACCGGGCUGCCCUUUGCCAAAAGUAGAAGCAUAUCUUGCAGGUUGCUAUUAAAUAAUCACUGUUUGAUUUCUCUAUUACUCAUAUGUAGUUUAUGUUUCCAGUUUUUGUUAAUAAAUGUACUAGUAUAUACUUUAUGUACUCUCUCUUAGAGGAUUUUUGUAUAGCUAUUUGGAAAUUAAGAACACUCUAUGAUCUCACCUGCCAAUACCUGUAUGUUUCCUAAGAAGGUAGUAAAAGUGCUGUAAUUCUUUUGGUUACAAUUUUCUGUUUA